GAAAGGGAGGAGGAGGAGAGAGUGAGAGAGAGCAGAGGGUGACCAAACGGAGGGAGGGAGGGGGAAACGGCGUAUGCUUGUAUACAACCCUGAUUUCCAUUUUUUUCCCAACUCGUAAUGUAUUUAAUUCAAGUGAAACGUAAUCAUGACGUGUCGUGUCAUUAAUCUCCUCGCCGCCUCUCCCGAAACUAGAGAAAGAGGCUGCCUCAGAAGUGUAUCCACCCUUGGCCGGGACACUAAAGAAUGGCAUAAAAUCACACACACUGCUGAGGAUGGAUUCUCCACCAGAGUGUGUGUUGUCUCUUACUUGUGAGCAGCCCCAGUCUCCCCAGACGCUGCCGUCUCUCGACCACAGCCCUCAAGCUUCCUCUCCACUACCGGACAGCCCGGUUGUCCUGCCCAUCCCCAGCCCCGAACCAUCCCCGCACAGUCCUGACACCACGCCGUAUUUCCCCCUCUCUCCCUUCCCCCUUCAAGAGGUCAACAAUAACGACUGCCUUGAUCUCGACGGAGAAGAUUGCGAAGAAGAGCUGGAUGGAAUUCCUCCGUCCCCGACGCCAGCAGUAGCUUUGUUUCCUGGAGGAAGCACUCAAGAUGCGGGAUGCGAGCCCGGUUUGGAUUCCUCCCCACCAGACACUCCGUCGGCUCCCUUCCUCGGGUACGGUGCCCUCGAGUUGGCCCUCUCUUCAGGACACGGUGGAAACUGCAGCGAUGAGCUGGAUCUCCAACUGUUCCAGAAGGAAACUGUCACCAGGGCCACACCAGGACCUGGAGGGGCCUCGCCUGGGCCUGCGCUCAAGUUUCCCUGUCAUGUGUGUGGGAAGAGGUUUCGGUUCCAAAGCAUCUUGUCCCUUCACGCUCGAGCACAUAGUUUGGACCGAGACCGAAGAGCUUCAUCUCUGUACCGCACUAGACCCCCCUCAUCUUCCCUGAAGCAGCACCUCAAAGUCCAUCAGAACCACAAAGACUUGCUCUCCAAUCACAGAAGUAGCUCAAAUCAGUGUUUACUGCCAAAAACUCUCAUCCAGCAUCUCACGGAGGAGGAGGGUGUCAAUGGAGAGGAUAAAGGUUUAAAUUAUGAUCUAAAGACGGACCAGAACCCAAACUUUCUACUGGAUGACAGCACACCCCUGACCCCUCCGCUCACAGAGGACCCUGUAUCUGUAACCUCCCCUUAUUCCUCUACUGGCGAGGGCUCGUCUGUUGCCACGGUGCCCACGUUUCGCUGCCAUGCCUGCAAGGGAAAAUUCCGCACAGCUUCUGAACUGGCGCGUCAUGUCCGCAUCCUCCACAACCCGUACAAAUGCACCCUUUGUCCUUUCUCUGCCAGCCAAGAAGAGAAUCUGGCGUCUCACUUACAGGAGUGCCACCCCUCCCCUGAGGUGUCGGCCUUGACACCAGCCUUCAACUGCAGGACGAUCAUUGACACGCCAGUGCCCACCCCAACCCACACCCCGGCCCCGACCCCUAGUAACCCUCAGAUUACAUCGGCCGCUGGAGCCUCUGCUCCCUCCUCGGUGCCAGCAUUUCGCUGUGACACUUGUGGCCAGAGGUUUACCCAGUCCUGGUUCCUGAAGGGACACAUGCGAAAACACAAGGACUCCUUAGACCAUAAGUGCCAGGUAUGUGGCCGUGGCUUCAAGGAGCCUUGGUUCCUCAAGAACCACAUGAAAGUUCAUCUUAACAAGCUCGGCCUCAAAGCUGGACUAGGAACCCAUGGUAUUCUCGGGAGUGCUGAGCAGCAGUCCAAAGGCUCUGCUAGUACCCACACCCUCAACUCUCUCUACUCAAGCCUGCUUAUGGCCCAGCGAGGGGGUGGAGCCAGAGGUGGACAAGGAAGAGCGGACAGAGAAACUGGGGGCAGGAUUGACAUGAGCUUAAGCAAGUCCGCCAUCCUGGGAUAUCUUGGCUUGCCCAGUGAUGGCAGUGGUGCCAGUUGCAUGGAGAGACUUCAGGCAGCAGCUCAGGUGGCAGAGAUGGGAAACAGUGGCGGAGGCAUCAGUGGAGGCGGCGACCCUGGCAGAGGAGGGGGAACAUCCAGAGGCACAGGUGAAACCACGUCAGCUAUUUCAGAAGGAGGGGACCAGGCAAACUGGUGGCAACUGGUCGCUCGCAGCCUGGCCGUGGCUCAGCACCAGCAGAGGCCACAGCAACGAGGGCAGCAGCAAGGCCAGCGAGCUCCGGGGCGCAGUUCAGUGAUCACAGAAGCUGACCAAAUCAGGGCCUACCGAUCAGGCCUGGAUGCCAGAGGAGAGACUGGAGGAACUGGGGGGCCUUGGGAAUGCCCGGACUGUGGAAAGUUGUUCCGCAGCCUGCAGCAGAUGGUGGUGCACGCUCGCGUCCACGCUCAGAGGCCGCAGAACCGUGGCGCCGGCGAAGACGAGGGGACUAGCAAUCGAAGAGGAGUGGGGCUAGGAAGAGGAGGCGGCAGUGAAGUGAGAUCGGAAUCCCAGCUGCACAGCGGUGGAUCCCAGCAAAUGGGAGAGUUAAGACAGGAAUCAAAGCUGAACAGCGGUGGAUCUCAGCAAACCGGAGCAGUCACAGGGUUUCACUCUGUUAUUUCAAACUAUAAAGGAGAGAACGGCUUCGCUGCAGUCUCCUCCAUGCCCUCAGUUCCCACCAGGGAGCGAGUGCGUGGCAGAGGGAUAAAAGACUGCCCCUACUGUGGCAAAGCCUUCCGCUCUUCCCACCAUCUCAAAGUGCACCUGAGAGUUCACACAGGUGAGAGACCCUACAAAUGCCCACACUGUGACUAUGCGGGCACCCAGUCCGGGUCACUAAAGUACCACCUCCAGCGGCACCACAGGGAGCAACGCAAUGCCUUAUCAGCUUCCUCCAAUUCCUCUUCUGGCCACGCUUCCAGCAUCCACACAUCUGGAACCCCUGGACUGGUCAAGCAGCGUCGAUCUCAACUCAACCACAGCCCGAUCAACCGAGCCACAGCUGACACACCCACCUCGCGGUCCGGCCAGCAGUCCUGGCUCCUGGGCCUCCCAGACCAACGGGAGCACCGGAAGGCUCUGGCUGCUCUAAGGGAUGUCGACUUGGAGACCCAGUACAGGUAUCUGUCUGGGGUUAUGGGGGCAUUGUACCAAGGAGGAAUGGAGGGAGGAUGGAUCAGGGGGUCCCCUCCACCAAAGACUACUAAAGUGUCCCGACGUAAGCCUCUCACUACUAGUCGAAUGGUUCAGCCACAAAAUGACAAGGAUGAACCCGUGCCAACAACACAGCAGGGAGGGUUUGAACCUUUGGAUCUUUCCCGUCGCACAUCGCCCAGCCACGGGGGAAUGGAGGAGAUUGACAGCAUCAGUGCAGUGGAUGGAGGAGUUGUGUUUGGUGUGGAAGGUGGAAGGGAUACCUCAGCAGGGGUCAAACUGAGCCAGUGCUUGUUCUGCCCUUUCCAUACAUCAUCAGCAGAGCUGAUGGCCAUGCAUAUCCAGGUAAACCAUACAAGUAAGUCCAGGCGCAAGAGGGUCGCCUCGACUCUCCAGGAUGACGACAGAGCCCAAAGGGCCACCAAGCCACGGAUAGAUAACUCCGACCUCGAUCCUCUGACAGUUUGGAGGCACACGAGUGGGGGAGAAUCCCCGGGACCUGUGAGGCACUGGUCUUCAACUCAGCACCAGAUCCCCAACGGCCACCCUGAGGAUAGAGCAGAUCAUCUGGACGAUGCUUCUCAUCACCAAGACUCUAUGGCUUCAGUUGCCAAAAUUGGAAGAGAGGGCCCAAUUGUCAAAGAAAAUACGGAGGAGGAAAAAGAAGAACUCGAUGAGGAAUUUGAAGAGAACAUGGAGAGCAGCAGUGUGGAGGAUUUGCAGGAUCGGGAUUUGAGGAUGUCCCUUGACCUUUCACCAGCUCUGAGCUCCAACCGCAUGGCAGCAGAGGAUACAGAUUAAAGAAGAGAGAUAAGUUCAGUUGUUUCAGCUGUGUAUGUGUGUGAAAACAGGGGAAUGUUGCAAAAUGGCGUCCCUUCAAAGUUUAAUUUAUGAGAAAACAAAAAGAGUCUUGAAGAUGACGUUUAUGUAAAAUGGAGGGGAAAAGUGCUGCUUUAACGGUCCCUCUGGUAUGAUUUGUCUACUUUCUUUGUGACUGUUUAAUCCUCUACAAGAUACACUAAUAUUCCUGUGAUAUCAAAAGGAGCAUGGACGCAACUUUUCAGGAUUUUUGUAGGCCACUUUUGUACCCCCCCAAGACUAACUCACUCCAAGUCAAAGCUUUUUGAGAUGAUAUUCUGUUCGACAAACAUCUGCUAAGGGUCUAGCAUCAUUCCAGAAUCACAGACUUUAAGAUACAUUGCUAUAUGAGCAGUAUAUUCCUCACUAGUACACUGAGUGAGCUGAACAGGUAUCUUUUCCGACUGACCACUGAACAGUUUGACGCUGUCAGCUUCAGCUUCCUCCCCAAUCCACGGAAAGUGUAAAGCUAUUUGGCAUUAAUUUAAGGCAUGAGGUGACUGUUUCCUCGACUGUGUAUCACUGCCUUGUUUUUUCAGUUAAGUGUUUAUCAAUUACUGUCCUAAAAAAACUUAUCUGAAAAGAAAAGUUUGUAUUUUUCUUUUGUUGUUGUUGUAAUCAGUUAGUGCCUGUUCAUGUAUGUCGUCGAAAGAGUCUCUGGCGUCGCCCGAGUCUCACAUAGGUCGCUCAUUUUAUCGGAAUAUACAGUUUCAAAUGAUUUAAAUACGAUAUAUUUGUUAAAAGUGGUUCUAGGGUGUUGUGAAUAGUUGUAAAAGAAAUGCUACGUGAUAGCGUAAUGUUCUCAACACAGACUGUAGCUGGUUUGUGGUUCUUUUCGAAAUGAAUAAUAAUAAAAAAAAAAUGUAAGCGAUGACAAAAUGUUUAAAGACUACGAGAUAGAAAUGGCUCACAGUUUAGAAUUCAGUGUUUACAAUAAUAGCGGCGCUGCGGUCCGUCGUAGUGAACAAACAAUAAAUCGAAGGUUUGUUCGAGGCCUGUAGGGGGUGAGAUCAAGCCCUCUUCCACAAUCAGUUGGCACGUUGUUUAAAGAAAAAAACGUGUCAAAAAGGGACACUUUUUCAUUAAGAUAGAGGGUAGAAAAUGAGAAAUAAAUACAGUCGCUGCCAGACAGAACGAAAUCUGAGGAAUAAGCUGUACAUUUGGGUUAUGGUGUCUUUUAGACGUCUAGAGUCCUUCUUUUCUUUCUUUUCUGUAAAAAAAAAAAAGAAAAGACAAUGGUAGAAGUAAUUAUUAAAACACUAACACAUACUUAGUCAUCCCAGUAGUAUAUGUGUAGCUUUUGUAAAGACAAGAAAAGAACAACCCACAGACUUUUGUUUAUUUUCAUUUCAAGAUGCUUACAGAAAAAGGUUAUCAAUAUAGGUAUUAUUGAUUAUAAUGUUUGUGAGCUAAGACUAGUUGGAAUGUCUAUACAGAGCACUGUGCAAGGUUUGAGUUCCCAAAGUAGUUGUUUUUAUGUUCACUCUAUCGAUAGACCAAACUUUUUGUUUCUCCAAUGGCAGUUUUUGUUGUCAUUUAAAUGUGUACGUGUGUGGUUUGAGUAAAUUGACCCCAUCGAUUAGCAAACAGUUGAGCAGUGUAAUUAAGGCUCAAAGUAAACGUAACUAAGGCUAUGAAAUAAAAAAAA
Fundulus heteroclitus (mummichog) is the source of this 5601-nucleotide messenger RNA. It is a transcript of the gene znf219, whose product is annotated as zinc finger protein 219. The coding region runs from base 273 to 3896 and encodes 1207 amino acids. The transcript has 5 exons. The record is from RefSeq and is a predicted model, not a curated record. Gene Ontology annotation, cellular component: nucleus. Gene Ontology annotation, biological process: regulation of DNA-templated transcription. NCBI's taxonomy places the organism in Eukaryota, Metazoa, Chordata, Actinopteri, Cyprinodontiformes, Fundulidae. Gene Ontology annotation, molecular function: DNA-binding transcription factor activity, RNA polymerase II-specific; RNA polymerase II cis-regulatory region sequence-specific DNA binding.